AUGGUGAUGGAAGAAGAGAAUCGACAACGGUUCAAAACGUUCGUGAACAAAAUCGCUACCACUCGGUUGGAAGGAGACGAAAAAAUUCUAGUACUCAAACCAAAAUAUACUUCCACCUCAAACCCACCUCCGUCUCCAUCUUUUUCCCCUUUAACAUAUCCCCCUCAUUGCGACCCUCGAAACUCCAUCGGUAUUCCAGUAUCCCCAUCACAUUCCCUGAAUGAGUCGUUGGUUUCUUCAUCGCCUAGACAGCCUCCUCCUUAUAGACCGCCACCACCGGUCAAUGCAAGUUCAAAUUCUUUGGAUACAUUGUCAAUGGACUCCAUGUCAUCUCUUGGUGAUGCCCCUCCACAGGUUCCACCAAGGGAAAGAAGACGAGACUCCGACAGGUCGAAGUCUGUUGUGGACGAGUCUACGCCGAAGAAAGCAAAUAUCGAGCCGAGUCCAAACGAAGACGUGCAAACUGUCAGCGUCAAAGAACGGACUCAGAAAUUCAAUAGAUUAGCUUCUGUUGACGAUGAACUGAGUCCGCGUCAGCCGAAGUCUGCAGAGAAAGAAAACCGAAGACCUAACUGGGGGGCCGACGAAGACGACAGCGCCUCCGUCAUACCGCUGGAACCGAAAAAGUGCAUGGAAUGGUAUGUAACAGCUAGCAAGGGUGACUACCAAGAACUGUUGCGGUUGGCUAAUUCGGAACCCAGACUAGUCAAUAAGAAG
Molecule: messenger RNA, 717 nt
Organism: Leptinotarsa decemlineata (Colorado potato beetle)
Lineage: Eukaryota; Metazoa; Arthropoda; Insecta; Coleoptera; Chrysomelidae
Gene: sowah
Product: ankyrin repeat domain family member sosondowah
Source: RefSeq, a predicted model, not a curated record